Molecule: messenger RNA, 1763 nt
Organism: Musa acuminata subsp. malaccensis (wild Malaysian banana)
Lineage: Eukaryota; Viridiplantae; Streptophyta; Magnoliopsida; Zingiberales; Musaceae
Source: RefSeq, a predicted model, not a curated record
AUUUACACCUCCGCGGACGGCGGAUCACCAUGUCCCUCCCUCUUCGACCUUUUCCCAAUCCGAUCACCUCUAACCGCAGGUCUCGCAGCCGGUGGCACGUGCCAUGUCAAGUGGUUCUAAGCCGAAAGUAGCAGUCUCAAUCCGAGAAAAGCUUGGAAGGUCACAAUCCCCUAUUGUCUUAAUCGUUACCUCCUCCCGCACCCCAAGCAAACCUUUUAUAAUCACCACUAUCCCCUAUUGUCUUAAUCGUUCUCUAUUCCUUCCUCCCCCUCCACCCUCAGCCUCCCAGACACUGUUCCGAUUGUAUUCUUGUCACUUCUUCCCCUGCCAGAGACCAAAGCGGCUAUCUCAGGAAUAUCGUCAAGCAGGUCGUCGUUUGGAUUAUGAUCUUCGUGGUUCUUGAUUGGGUGCUCAUGAUGCUUGUUUUUUAAUGUUCUACAUAAGCUGUAACCAUAUGUAUAUAGCAGUUUUCGUGGAUAGAUCCACUCGUGCGGUAAUUCUCGUAGUGUCCUUAGCUGCUAUCUGGUCAGGAAAUUUUCAUCAAUUGUGGAGCAGUCUCGGAAGUAAUUCAACUAUCAAGUUUCAGAUGUUCAUGAUUUGCAUAUGACCUUUUUUCCAUUGGGAGAUCCUUGAUGCUGAAUUGACACCCCUUGCAGAAUGUCCUUAGCUUCUAUCUGGUCAGGAAAUUUUCAUCAAUUGUGGAGCAGUCUUGGAAGCAAUUCAACCAUCAAGUUUCUCAGGUUAAGUACUAAAUGUGUCCCUGACAAAUCAUUUGAUGCUAGGAGAUGCCCACUACGACAGUUGACAAAUGUAGUAGAAGAACUGAGACAGGAGCCACAGAGUUUUAUUACAUCAUGUGGCUGCCAUGACUGGAGACUUGAGAAAGUGACAAUUGCGUCAACAACAAAUUUGAAUACCCAUCAGCAAGAAAUUCAUGAACUUAAAGCUGUUCAGUGUUACAAUAUCCAAGAAAGUACUCUCAAGAAAUCUGUUGACCGUCCUGCAACUAUCCUCGUUUUUGAUAUUGAAACCACUGGGUUCAGUCAUCAAAAUGAAAGGAUUAUUGAGUUUGCACUUCGUGAUCUUAUUGGUGGCAAGAACAGUACAUUCCAAACCCUUGUAAAUCCUGAAAAAGAUGUACUGAAUGCAUUUGUUCAUGGAAUUGACACAUCUAUGGUCAACAGGCGUGAUGUCCCAACAUUUAGGGAGUUGCUUCCUGUCCUACUUCAAUAUGUUCGGAGCCGCCAAGUGGCAGGAAGGCCGGUUUUGUGGGUUGCUCACAAUGGACGUAAGUUUGAUGUACCUUUCAUCAUCAAAGAAUUCCAGCGCUGUUUGGUGGAGAUUCCAGCAGAUUGGAUGUUUGUUGACACUCUUCCUCUUGCACGCCAAUUGAUGAAGCCAGAUGGAACAAAGCUUACUUCCUCCUCAUUAAAGGCACUACGUGAGCACUACCAAAUUCCUUUGGUUGGACCAGCACACAGAGCAAUGCAGGAUGUCACGACACUCUGCUACGUGCUCCAGAAAAUUACUUUCGAUCUAAAACUGUCUAUUCCUGAGCUCAUGGAUAGAGCUUUCCGGGCUUCGGACUUUGUGAAACUUCCUCUUGAGAAAUAAGAUGGAGGUGUCCAACUCAAAAGCAAAACUAAAAAACAUGCGUUAGUUAUUAACCUUAACUCUGGAAUCAUUGUUGUAUCUGUCACCAUUCAAUAGGUGGUUUCUGGUAAUUUUCCUCAUUACCAUUAUGGUAAUGAAUUUAUUUAUCA